Fusarium vanettenii 77-13-4 is the source of this 1839-nucleotide messenger RNA. RefSeq lists its product as uncharacterized. The record is from RefSeq and is a predicted model, not a curated record. Gene Ontology annotation, cellular component: mRNA cleavage and polyadenylation specificity factor complex. Gene Ontology annotation, molecular function: protein binding. The transcript is spliced from 2 exons. NCBI's taxonomy places the organism in Eukaryota, Fungi, Ascomycota, Sordariomycetes, Hypocreales, Nectriaceae. The coding region runs from base 1 to 1839 and encodes 612 amino acids.
AUGGACGACACGAGAGACAAGAACAAAGCGGUGUUGUUCGCAUAUCUAACCGCUAGACCUUCAGGACCGGUGACUGACUACGGCGCAACCAUCACUCAUUGGCAACAUGAUCGCGUCCCGAACUACAGAGGAGGCUAUGCCGGCGAGGCCGAACGACCCAGCGCCAGCUAUAUCGUCGAUAUGCUCCCCCCUGCAGCUCGAGUUACCAGAGCUGGCGAUAGCAUUCCAAUCAAGCAUCUCCACUCAUCGCUGAACAAAAUCAAGCACCCUAUCAAUGUGGUUCGCUGGACACCAGAGGGUCGCAGACUGUUGACGGCCUCUACUAGUGGCGAGUUCACCUUGUGGAACGGAACGGGCUUCAACUUUGAAACCAUCAUGCAGGCCCACGACUCGGCUAUCCGUGCUCUUGAAUACUCGCACAGCGACGAUUGGCUCAUCUCGGCCGACCAUGACGGAGUCAUCAAGUACUGGCAGCCAAACUUCAACAACGUUCAGAGCAUCAACGCUCACACCGACCCCAUUCGAGACCUCGCCUACAGCCCCAACGACUCCAAGUUUGUCACUGCCAGUGACGACUCUACCCUCAAGAUCUUCGACUUUGCCAUGGGUCAAAUGGAAUCCAAGCUCGAGGGUCACGGUUGGGAUGCGAAGAGUGUCGAUUGGCAUCCUACCAAGGGCUUGCUUGUUUCUGGUUCCAAGGAUCACUUGGUCAAGCUGUGGGAUCCUCGCACCAGUCGCUGCCUCACGACUCUCCAUGGCCACAAGAGUACCAUCACCAAGGUUGUUUUUGAAAAGGUUCGCGGCGCUUGCCUGGCAACUUCUGCCCGAGACCAGACUGCCCGAGUUUUCGAUCUCCGCAUGAUGCGCGACAUCUGCCUCCUGAAGGGCCAUGAGAAGGACAUUUCCACUCUCACCUGGCAUCCCAUCCACCCCAACUUCCUCAGCACUGGUGGUAUGGAUGGUUCACUCUUCCACUACCUCUUGGACUCACCCAACCCACCCCCUGGCCAGCCUUUCACCGUUGCGCCUUACGACAGCCCAGACCCAACUUCAGUUCCUGCUCAGUCCGUUUGGCCCAUGCACAAGGUCCCCUUUGCUCAUGACUACGCCAUCUGGUCUCUGGAUUGGCAUCCUCUCGGUCACAUUCUUGCUUCAGGCUCCAACGACCGUAUUACGCGAUUCUGGAGCCGUGCUCGACCAGGUGAUACCGAAGUCUUUCAGGAUCGCUACCACAUCGGCGAGGCGGCUGCCGAGGCUCAGGGAACCUGGGACCGCCGCGGCAACCGACGUCAGCGACAGGAGGAAGAACAGCAGGAGAUGGAAGACGAGAUGGAUGCUUUGGUCGACCAAGAUGCUCCCAAGCUUGCAGUCCCUGGGCUUCCCGGAAUUCCUGGUCUUCCUCUUGGUGGAGGAGUGCCUGGUCUUGGAUCAGCUGUCCCACCACCUCCUAUUCCUGGUGUUGGCGCAGGCUCAGGUGCCCCCCCUCCUCCUCUGCCCUUCCCCCUGCCAGGCCUCAACGGAGCUCCCCCACCUCCUCUGCCUGGUCUUGAUCCCAACAACCCUCCUGAUCCCGCCCAGCUCAUCGAGCUCAUGAAGAAGGCCGGCGUCCCUCUGCCUCCCCCUGGAGCUCUGCCACCCGGUCUCAUUCCAGGAGUCAUUCCACCUCCUGGCAGCAUGCCUCCCCCGCCUGGCAACUUUCCUCUCCCAGUGCCACCUCCACCUCUGCCUGGCUUGGAUGCCGACCUCAAGGGCGACAACCGACGACGGGCUCCAUUGCCAAGCCAGGAAGAGAGCCUGCGACAGGAGCAGCGCCAAGGCAAGUACACACGGGCGAGGUAG